Molecule: messenger RNA, 1614 nt
Organism: Pseudomassariella vexata
Lineage: Eukaryota; Fungi; Ascomycota; Sordariomycetes; Amphisphaeriales; Pseudomassariaceae
Product: amino acid permease/ SLC12A domain-containing protein
Exons: 3
Coding region: 1-1614 (537 amino acids)
Biological process (GO): amino acid transmembrane transport
Cellular component (GO): membrane
Molecular function (GO): amino acid transmembrane transporter activity
Source: RefSeq, a predicted model, not a curated record
AUGGCGCCCCAGCCCGUCGAGGAUUCCGACAUCCCCUCGGACGACUUCUGCCAGACGAACCUCUCCGGCCCCCGUGACGACCACGAUGGUGAUCUCGUCACGUGGGCCGAAGACCGCGACCUCAAGCGCGGCCUCGCCGAGCGCCAUCUGUCUAUGCUCGGCAUCGCGGGCGCCAUUGGCACGGGCUUGUUUCUCAGUCUCGGUGGUGCCAUAUCGACUGGCGGUCCGCUGGGCGCGUUGCUGGGGUAUGCGGUUGUGGGGAUGAUUGUGUGCGCCGUGCAGUUCGCGCUGGGCGAGGUGUCGGCUUUGUUGCCUGUCACCGGGUCGUUUGUACGACAUGCUGAGUUCCUCGUUGAUCCCGCGCUGGGGUUUGCUGUUGGAUGGAAUCUGGUGUAUGGGAAUAUCCUGUCGAUUCCGAGCGAGAUCACGGCUAUCUGUGUGCUGUUUGAGUUUUGGACGGAUAUCAAUCCGAGCGUGUUCAUCGUGGUGUUUAUCAUCGCCACGUUCGUGGUGGGGAUUGCGUUUAUCCGCGUCUUCGGAGAGGUCGAGUACUUCUUCGCCGUGCUCAAGAUCCUCCUCGUCGUCUUCCUCAUCAUCCUGGGUCUCGUCAUCGAUCUGGGCGGCAUCCCGGGAACCCCGCGCAUCGGCUUCGCGUACUGGCAGAAUCCGGGCCCCUUCGUCGAGUACAUCACCACGGGCAACUGGGGAAAAUUCCUCGGAUUCUGGGGGGUCAUGACCUCGGCCGUCUUCUCCUUUGCCGGCGUGGAAUCCAUCGCCAUGGCUGCGGCUGAGACGCGCGACCCGCGCCGCGCCAUCCCGAGGGCUUGCAAGAACGUUUUUCUGCGGGUCGUCCUCUUCUACAUGCUCUCCGUCCUCGUCGUGGGCAUGCUCGUCCGCAGCGACGAUCCAGCCCUGGGGAACGACUCUGGCACCGCGGCCACGAGCCCCUUUGUGCUAGCCGCGUCCGCGGCGGGGAUCCCCGCUAUUCCGUCCGUGGUCAAUGCCAUCGUCAUCACGUCCGCCUGGUCGGCCUCCAACCAGGCUCUCCUGUCGGGCACGCGCGUGCUGUACGGCCUCGCCCUCAAGGGGCAAGCGCCCAAAAUCUUCCUGAGGACUACGAGCUGGGGUACGCCCUACGUAUGUGUGUUGCUGUUUACGGCGUUUAUGUUCCUCAGCUUUAUGAGUCUGAGCAAUGGGGCAAUGACGGUGUUUUGGUGGUUGGUGGAUUUGACGGCGGCCGGGGUGCUGGUUUCGUGGUCGACUAUCCUGUUUAAUCAUAUUCGGCUGAAGUCGGCCAUGAGCAAGCAGGGGUUUCCGGUGUCGAGGCUGCCGUGGCAUAAUGCCUGGACUAUCUAUAGCUCAUACGCCGCGCUCUUUAUGUGCAUUGUUAUCUUGCUUACCGGCGGGUUCGAGGUCUUCACCAAGGGCAACUGGGACCCCAGCCAAUUUGUCUCCUCAUAUCUGGAUAUACCACUUGUGAUAUUGGCAUUCGUCAUUUGGAAAUUCUUAAAGAAGACACAGUUUGUCGCGCUAAAGGAUAUACCCCUCGAGGAGGCUUUUAAGCAGGCAGAUACGGAUAUUACUGACGUGGGGGGCUCGCAUCUCGUAUCGUAG